AUGAAUAGGUUUAAUCUGAAAGACCUUACAUUGAUACUUUUCAUUGCAUUUUAUGUAUGGUCUUCAAGCUUUGAGAAUUGCUGUGCUAGAGAAGGCAGGCAGUACUGGAGGCAAAGCAGCAAGGCUGUCCCAGCUUCUGUGCUUGUAAAGAAACCAAAAGGUUAUAACCAUGCUGGCCGCAGAAUGUUAAGCUCAGCCAUCUUUAAUGUAUUAGACUAUGGUGCUAAAGGUGAUGGACAAACUGAUGACACAAAGGCAUUUGAAGCAGCGUGGGCAGCAGCUUGCAAGGUCGAGGCAUCAACAAUGGUUGUUCCAUCUGGGUCUGUUUUCUUCGUCCUGCCAAUCACUUUUUCGGGGUCUAGUUGUGAACAAAACAUUGUCUUUCAGUUGGAUGGCAAAAUCAUAGCCCCUACAAGCUCUCAAACUUGGGGUUCAGGUCUUUUACAAUGGCUAGAUUUUACAAAUCUUAAAGGGUUUACAAUCAAAGGUAAAGGUAUCAUUGACGGACAAGGUUCAGUCUGGUGGGGUGACUCGGGGAAUAUGCCAAGCACCAAACCAACGGCACUCAGGUUUUAUGGAAGUGAUGGUGUGACAGUCACUGGCAUAACUAUUCAAAAUAGUCAACAGACCCAUCUCAAAUUCGAUAGCUGCAAAACCAUUCAAGUUUAUGACAUAAAUGUUUCAUCCCCUGGUGAUAGCCCUAACACAGAUGGGAUUCACCUACAGAACUCCCAAGAUGUGGUCAUUUACAGCACCACUCUUGCAUGUGGAGAUGAUUGUGUUUCCAUACAAACUGGAUGCUCAAAUGUAUACAUUCACAAUGUCAAUUGUGGACCUGGACAUGGAAUCAGCAUUGGAUCACUAGGGAAGGAUAACACUAAAGCCUGUGUGUCAAAUGUCACUGUUCGAGACAUAAAAAUGCAGAAUACAAUGACUGGAGUCAGAAUAAAGACUUGGCAGGGAGGGUCAGGCUCGGUACAAGGAAUUAUGUUCUCCAACAUUCAAGUUUCUGAAGUUGAAACUCCCAUAAUGAUUGACCAAUACUACUGUGAUAAGAGCAAAUGUCAGAAUGAAAGCUCAGCUGUGGCAGUGUCAGGCAUAGACUAUGUAAAUAUACAAGGAACCUACAAAGUAAAACCUGUACAUUUUGCAUGCAGUGACAACGUGCCAUGCACUGGUGUCUCUCUAGCUACAAUUAACCUAGAAGCUGCUCAAGAAAACCAAUCAAGUAACCCUUUUUGCUGGGAAUCAUUUGGAGAAUUAAGAACUACAACUGUUCCUCCAAUUGAUUGUUUGCAAACUGGCAAGUCACCAAUCGCCAAAGCUCAGUCUACUGUUGAUUCUUGCUGA
Molecule: messenger RNA, 1350 nt
Organism: Quercus lobata
Lineage: Eukaryota; Viridiplantae; Streptophyta; Magnoliopsida; Fagales; Fagaceae
Product: Pectin lyase-like superfamily protein
Exons: 7
Coding region: 1-1350 (449 amino acids)
Biological process (GO): carbohydrate metabolic process
Molecular function (GO): polygalacturonase activity
Source: RefSeq, a predicted model, not a curated record